CCGUCUUCCACCCCGUCUCUCCGCAUCUACCCCCACGGCGUACUAGCCUAUAGCUCUCCUAGUCCCCAGCAUUCGCGCCGCUGGGCCUCCGGACCUCCCCGACAUGGCAUCCUCCAUAUACUUCCCGCAGCGCGGAAACGGUCAUGCCGAAAAAGCGCGAACAGCCAACGGCCUCCCCUUGCACUCCUCCGCCGUGCGCGAAAAGUGGCAGCGUCAUCACUACUCCUCGUCCUGGCUCAUCCCCAUAUCUCUACCUAUCCCGGGCGUCCGCACACGUCGCUUGCGCCUGAUGCUGCCAAACGUUCCCAAGCUGCACCAGACCACUACCACGCGCUUUGGCAGGAGGAGAGGCAGGUUGAUACUCGCAGCAGGCUUCCUCGCGUUCGUGUUCACAAUAGCGAUGAUGUUCUCGCUGCGGGAUCGUUUCGUGCCAGAGGACAGGAACUGGCCGGCGUACCAAGAGCCGCCGACGCUCGUUUACAGACGCGAGGAUCUCCAGCGAAUAUGGGAGUGGGAGGUCGCUGCUGGACACUACCCGAGCGCGCACAAAAUCCCGGAAACCAUUGGACUGACCGCUCCGCCCAUCAACCCUGCGCUGCCGCCCAGGAAGACGUCGACCAUCCCCUCUCGCUUCCGCCCACCAUCGGUGUCGAACACCAUCGGUAUCGGUGCUAAGCGUGUGUAUCUCGACAUCCAGAGCAAGCCCCCCAAUGUCGCGUAUCCCCCGCGUCCGUUACCGGGCAGCGUGGCGGACAUGGACGUGGUCAUGGAACACUGCGACUUCUCUCAGAACAAGUAUGUCCGGGAUUGUCUUGAGGUGCUACGGCUCGGCGGAGGGCUCGACAAUGGUGCUCGCGUGCGGAGAGGGAAAAUGGACGAAUGGAAGUAUAUCUACGUCGAGGACGGCGAGCUCCAGAACAGCUCGCAGACCGUCCCGCAGGUGAACCCCGCGCUCGCGCUCAAGAGCCAGGGCCUCGCCGACCCGAACGCAGGCUUCACGAAGAAGCGCAACGCUGACUGGGAGCCGCACGUACACUUCCCCCCGCCGCCGAAGUAUAUUCCGCAUCACGACCGCCCGGUAUCCUGCGACGAGAAUCCGCACCUGUUCCACAUGUUCUGGACGGGCCCGUUCACGGACAAGCCUUAUCUCGCCCUGCUGUCGUUCCUCUACACUCAGAACGUCGGUUUGCACCUCGACACCGAGCACGACGAUCCCACCAUCUGCCGGCCUAAGUUCUGGCUAUGGAUCAACCCUGGGCCUGCCGCGUCUGUCCCCAAUCCGACCGCGGUGCGUGACAUGUUCGAACAGCUGAAGUCGAACCCUUGGGCAUCUCCGUUCCUGCAUCCGCGGUUCAAGGACGUGAUUCAGUUCAAGCUGUGGAACACGACUGAGCAACUGGACGGCAUACCGGAGCUGAAGGAUGAGUGGCGCGACAUGCGGGACAUGCUGUUCAAUUCGGGCGGUGUCGUGGAAAAGGUGCCCCAGCAGAAGGAGAGUUUGUCGUCCGAAAGCGGCGAUGGAACGAACACGUCCCAGGUGGCUGGCACGAAGACGACGGAGGACGACGACAAGGUGAACCGCGUGGGCUCCAAGUCGCCCUCGUCGUACGACCGCCUGUCCGUUAUCCUAUCGGAUAUGGCGCGGUUCGUCCUGUGCCACCGUUUUGGGGGCAUCUACCUCGACGCAGACACGAUCCUCCUGCGCGACUGGGAAGAGCUCUGGGGAUGGAAGGGCGCGUUCGCGUACCGGUGGUCGCGUCUGGAGAGAUACAACACUGCGGUCCUGAAGCUGAACAGGGGCUCGGCGCUUGGCACGUUCUUGUUCCGCACCGCGCUCAAGAACGGCCUCGACUUCCAUCCGAUGACGGUGUCGCGGUACACGAAGGAUGCUGCGCUCGAGCCACUGUUACUGCGCCUACCCGACGCGCUGUUCGACUCGGCGUGGUUGAACACGGAGGACUAUCAACGCGAGCGCCCGCCGCAGCCGUACUUCACUGAAUUCGGUGAUUUCUUCUUCACUCCUCGUGAUAAGAGCGCAGCGCCGCACGCGCUUGGUUUCAACGGCUUCUUCAAGGGCGCGUAUUCGUACCACUUCCACAACUUUUGGUGGCAGCCUUUCGAUGCUACUAGGAAUUGGCCGGACCUCGGACCUCGCUUCAUCAAUGGCGAGAGGAUAGCGCGUGCCCAGGCGGGUGCAAACCAGGCUCAGACACAGACUGAGCGGGCUGAGUUUCCUGAGGACCUCGUGGCGGAUGACAAGCGGGAUCUUGACUGGUCGACGGUCCUGAAGCGGACGUUCGAGGCGUACGUUCGCGGGGAGACCCCGAAUAUGUACGGCGAGUGGAUCAAGUGGUGAAUAACACCUCUGUCUCCCUUUUGCUUGGUGUAAUACUUGUUCCCUCUGCCUUACCUCACUUUGUUUACUUUUCCGCGCGGUGUAGUAUAUACCUCCUCCACUACAGCGACUAGACCCCGACCUACAACAACAGCCCGACUUGAGGUGCCUGUGUUGGCUGUUCAUCCUUGACCGUGCUAUCACCCAUCCUACCUAGCUCUUACUUCAUAGACCGACCCGGUGUAAUGCCCAUUCCCCUGACUUAUUCAUACAUGCUCGCUCCGCCGUUCAUUCCUGUGUAGUUGGGUUAUAGCGUGUCACACGACGGCUAGGGUCAUGACUCUCUAAAGCAUACAACUCUUUCUUAUCCACACAUGCACACAUGUAGUCGGUCACCAUUGUUUUCUCGAAAACUAUACCC
Dichomitus squalens LYAD-421 SS1 is the source of this 2756-nucleotide messenger RNA. RefSeq lists its product as uncharacterized. The record is from RefSeq and is a predicted model, not a curated record. The transcript has 5 exons. NCBI's taxonomy places the organism in Eukaryota, Fungi, Basidiomycota, Agaricomycetes, Polyporales, Polyporaceae. Gene Ontology annotation, biological process: maturation of SSU-rRNA from tricistronic rRNA transcript (SSU-rRNA, 5.8S rRNA, LSU-rRNA). Bases 104 to 2356 code for a protein of 750 amino acids. Gene Ontology annotation, cellular component: nucleolus; small-subunit processome.